AUGCCGCUGGACAUUGCCAUUAUCGGCGCAGGGAUUGCCGGCUUGACUGCCGCUGUCUCCCUCAGUCGCGUGGGACACCGGGUUCAGAUCUAUGAGGCCUCGGCUUUCUCUGGGGAGAUUGGUGCCGCCUUGACCCUGACGCCGAAUGGAAUCAAGGUGCUUCAGCAUCUUGGCUUUGACUUCAAACGGGCUAGGACUGUCCAAAUAGUCGACUGGGACAUCGUGAGUGGCAUCGACCUCACCAGGAUUUCCCGUCAAGAUCUCAGCGCUGCAGCCGAUACGUUUGGCGCCCCGCUCUUGGCUGUUCACCGGGUAGACUUGCACAAGGAACUCAUGAGGUUGGCCAGCGUCGCUGAAGUUAGGGGGCCAGAAACGGGGCAAGAAAUUGAGGGCAUCGUGAUUCACCUCGCCUCGCCAGUGACGAGGGUCGACGGCCAACAAGGGCGAAUCGAGUUUGCUGAUGGAACGGUGAAGCAUGCCCAUCUCAUCGUGGGCGCCGACGGGCUGCGUUCUGCUGUGCGCGAUGCAGUGACCGGAGGCCCUGACGUUGCCGAGCCCAUCAACCUGAUCUCGACGGGCCAUGGCGCCUUUCGCUUUCUGAUCACAACCGAAGAGCUGCAUGCAACUGCAUACGGACGCAAGCUGUUGAAGUGGAAAACCGCCGGUGCGUGCUUGCUAGCUGACACCAAGCUCGUGGACAAGGAGCGGCACAUCAUGUGGUAUUCCUGCAGAGACGGAACUGUUCAAAAUUUUGUAGGGAUCCAUCCGUCUCUAGACACGUCGGAAUUAGAUGCCGCUGCAGAUGUGCAAGCUCAGAUGUUACAACAGUUUGGGCAUUUUGAUUCAGACAUUGUCCAACUCCUCAGGGACGUCAAAGGUACCAAGUGCUGGCCACUCUUCUCGAUGACACCACUAUCGUCCUGGACGUUUGGGAAAGCCGUCUUGAUAGGCGAUGCUGCUCAUCCAAUGCUUCCAUUCGGCGGACAGGGCGCCAACCAAGCCAUCGAGGACGGCGGAGUUCUGGGCAGUGUCCUUGCCGGAGUCGAAUAUGCCGCAGAGCUUCCUAAGCGCCUGGAUCUCUUCAACAGCCUGCGGGUGCGACGCGCCUCGCGGGUUCAGAUUCUGUCCAGCGUCCGCGCAAACAAAGAGUAUCUUGUACAAGACCAGAUCCGUCAUUACAUGGAGCCAGGAAUGCCACGCAAGUAUAACGCCAUCCCCGUAACCUGA
Messenger RNA from Metarhizium album ARSEF 1941, 1227 nucleotides. RefSeq names its product Aromatic-ring hydroxylase-like protein. Bases 1 to 1227 code for a protein of 408 amino acids. The transcript is spliced from 5 exons. NCBI's taxonomy places the organism in Eukaryota, Fungi, Ascomycota, Sordariomycetes, Hypocreales, Clavicipitaceae. Gene Ontology annotation, molecular function: monooxygenase activity; FAD binding. The record is from RefSeq and is a predicted model, not a curated record.